Molecule: messenger RNA, 183 nt
Organism: Penicillium alfredii
Lineage: Eukaryota; Fungi; Ascomycota; Eurotiomycetes; Eurotiales; Aspergillaceae
Exons: 2
Coding region: 1-183 (60 amino acids)
Source: RefSeq, a predicted model, not a curated record
AUGGGCCAUGGGAGUAGCCCGAGUAACGUUGGAGGAAUACGAUGGCUCGCAGGUCUGGACAUUCCCUCUGCCGUCAAUAUCGGUCGUCUCCCGGACGAGGAUGACGCGCCGGAGCCCGGUGGUGUCGAGAACUUGUCCCUCCCAAGAAUGUCGAGGAAUGAGUCGAUCUCGCCUGUGGAGUGA